Pocillopora meandrina is the source of this 1045-nucleotide messenger RNA. The record is from the annotation of a GenBank genome assembly. Lineage: Eukaryota; Metazoa; Cnidaria; Anthozoa; Scleractinia; Pocilloporidae.
AUGGUCGAGACAUCAAUCAGUGAAGACAUUCGAAUAAACUUUGUGCAGAGAAGUCCCGGAAACCAACCUAGGAGUUAAAGGUUGGUGACUUAGUUUUUAAGGUUCAGCUGUGUUGUAUGUUGCACGAAAACUCACUAAUAUGAAGUGUUGUUUAACCGCUUUCAUUUGAGAUGCUGCGCACAAACGUCUCAUUUCAAACUAGUUGGAGAUACUUAGUAUUAGCUGAACAAAGCUUUUGGACCAAUCAGAAAAAUGUAGUCAAGCGGUUUUUUUCAUUGAGACUUAACAGUGACUGGGACUGGUGUUUUACUACCCCUCUGUUCUUGGCGAGGAAUGUGCGCGCCAUUCCUCCGGCCAUUCAGAUGCAAAACUAAAAACAAUGGUGACCUGCUAAGUCCCUUACCUCUUUCCGCGCUUCAAACAGUUUGUACGUUUGAGUUCCAAUUGGCUCCUAAGAUAUGCGUUUGGCUUAGUUUAUGAUAAGUCCCCCCCCACCUAACACUUUUUCAAAUUGUUCCUCUGCACCUUUGUUAAGUUUUGCCCAACAUCCCACAAUCGAAACGCACUCUUUAGUUUGCACGAUUAAAGAAACACUUUAGGCAAUUCGUAAAACCUACAGUUAAAUCUGGAAAGAAGCUUGCUCGUCUUACAAGUCUGACAGUCUACCAAUAUUUAAAGGAAAGAUUUUAUCAUCCCAGGGUUCAAAGUCCAAUACUUUGACAAAGAUCCAGAAGGAGAUGGCGACCACAUGGUCGGUGAGGUAGAGGUGCUUUUCAUUGCUCCUAGACACCCUAAUAAGGGAAUUAAGAUGACGCAACCUAUGACGCGGAAGGAGGCAUUAAGUGACAUCAACGAAAAUCUUGACGAGGGGCAUCGAGGAACUGGACCAGAGCUUCAUGCCAAGGAGGUCGACAGGCUGACGUUCUGUUGCUGCGAGUGUUGUCAUGGUGACGCUUGUAGGGGUUUUUCAGAGGGGAUUUGUGGAGCAUUUCCGCAGCAUUCUACUUCGAAUCAAUCCUACACGCUAGUAAUGUUUGCUGCUUAA